CUGACAUCUAAGCCCCGCCCACACGGAAGUAUUAUGAUCGCACGCUUAUUUAGCAUAGACAGUAAAAGAAUAAGUAUUUAGCCAAAUAUAAACUGUAAUUUAACAUAAAACGACGGGGUUGUCCUUUAACUCACACUCGUAUUCUGAGAGUAGAAUACGCUCAAUCCAGUGCCGUCGUGUUUUUUUAAAUGCGGUUAGUUAGUUAUUGUGGCUGAAAUGGGCUCAAAGUUCAGUGUGAGCGAGUGAUUAACUUACACAGUAAAAGAAAGGUAAUAAACUGAGUUUGACAGUGUGUUGAUGCGUCUGUUCGCUGCUCUGAGACAUCGAGGGCCUUCAGCUGCUGUGGGUCUGUCGGCUUGGAGAUCGAAGGCAGUGCGAGGACAGAGCAGGAUGUCGUCAUCGUCAUCACUUCCUGUGGCGGCUGUUUGUCAGAUGACUUCCACCCCUGACAAAGAGGCCAACUUUAGCACUUGCACGCGAUUGGUGGAGCAGGCCAAAGAGGGCGGGGCCUGUAUGGUGUUCUUGCCAGAGGGCUUCGAUUACAUCGGCUCUAACCGCGAGGAGACGCUGCAGCUGUCUGAGAGUCUGGACGGUGACCUCAUCAGCCGUUACUCACACCUGGCCAGGAAGCUGGACGUGUGGCUGUCUCUGGGUGGCUUUCAUGAGAGAGGAAACGACUGGAAAACGGACCGGCGCAUUUAUAACAGCCAUGUUAUCAUCAAUGGACAAGGGGAGCUGGUGUCCGUCUACAGGAAGGCUCAUCUGUUCGAUGUGGAGUUGACGAGUAAAGGAGUGUCUCUGAAGGAAAGUGCUUUCACCGUCCCCGGACCUCGACUGGUGUCUCCCGUCCAGACGCCCAUCGGAAAGGUCGGUCUUGGCGUCUGCUAUGAUCUGCGUUUUCCUGAGCUUUCAUCAGCGCUGCGGAGACACGGAGCAGAGAUCCUCACUUACCCAUCAGCCUUCACCGUGGCCACAGGAACGGCACACUGGGAGGUGCUCCUGCGGGCGCGGGCGAUCGAGACGCAGUGUUUCGUGCUGGCGGCGGCGCAGGUGGGAGCUCAUCACCCGAAGCGGACGUCGUUCGGACACGCGCUGGCCGUGGACCCGUGGGGUGAGGUGACCGGGGACUGUGGGGGGUCAGAUGAGGCUUUAACACUGGUGCAGAUUGACCUGCAGAGACUACGGGACGUCCGGAGGGACAUGCCAGUGCAGCAGCACCGCCGAGACCAGGACUUCUACUGCAGCCUGGACUGAGUGAUUACAGCACACCUUUAAACAACACAGAUGUGUUUGUGUUAAAUAAUAUGCACUGGUGAACUACUGUGUGUUUAAUCAAUGACUCUGAACUGAUGCUUAUUAAAUUUGAAGUUGGAUCAGAA
Carassius gibelio (silver crucian carp) is the source of this 1379-nucleotide messenger RNA. It is a transcript of the gene nit1, whose product is annotated as nitrilase 1. The transcript has 6 exons. Lineage: Eukaryota; Metazoa; Chordata; Actinopteri; Cypriniformes; Cyprinidae. Gene Ontology annotation, molecular function: hydrolase activity, acting on carbon-nitrogen (but not peptide) bonds, in linear amides. The record is from RefSeq and is a predicted model, not a curated record. Bases 298 to 1254 code for a protein of 318 amino acids.